Paraglomus brasilianum is the source of this 11166-nucleotide messenger RNA. The record is from the annotation of a GenBank genome assembly. NCBI's taxonomy places the organism in Eukaryota, Fungi, Glomeromycota, Glomeromycetes, Paraglomerales, Paraglomeraceae.
AUGAAGAUAAAGAAAACCCCAAAGAAGUUGGUGGCACCCGCUCCAUCCGUUAAAAAAAUUAUUCAGAAACUUACAGACUGUCAAGAAGAUGAACUACCAUCAGUAGUUGCUUCGGUUCCGGAGUGGACCUUCCCGAGGGGAGAUCUUUUUCAUUGGAUCGGCGUACUGAAUCGCUUUGAUACAAUUCUCGAGGAUAUUUGUAAUAAAUAUAAUCUAAAGAAAAUACAAACGACAGAAUUUACCCCACCCACGAAGAAUAUACUUUUGGCUAUUUUAAAGUUCUCACGACUCUUAUGGGAAAAUUGCACAAACAGAAAUUUAUACAGUUCAUAUGAACAUCUUAAUGAUCUUUUAAAUACCAUGGAUCUCGACGUUCUAGAAAGUCUUCUCCGUUUAGUGUUACGCCCAGCACAAAGACUAAGUAAUCAACGGGCCCUUCGUACAAGCUUUACGAUCUCUCAAGAUCGCAUCUUAUCCCUCACCCAUAGCUGGGGCACUAAAGAAUAUGACCUUGAUUUGAAGGAUCUUACUUAUGACAACAUAGCUAUUCCGGAGGAGUUGACUACUCUCACUUAUCAAUUCUACCGCCAUUUAACGCCAACUGAGGCUGCUGGAACAGCUGUCGAUAAAAAACACGAUACUGCAAUACCUUCUCCCGUUAAGCAAAAGAGAAAGGAUAGUGCAUCUAGUGGAGGAGCUACCAAAGUCAGCGAAGGUGUUACGUUGAUUACUAUAAAUAAUCUUAAUGAGUUGGGCGCAACAGAUAUAGACAUUUUGGAGCAUGUAAUUGAAGAACAUUCUGUACCUGAAGAAUUUCAUUAUGAUCUAUUGAAUCGGAUUCGGAUUGCAACUAAGAUUACGGACGCUGAGAAGAGGCGCCAGAUGUUAACGAUAAGAAUUCUUGCAAUCGCUGUUAUGGCUCACGUGACACAAGAACCUGUCGCUUACGCCAAGGUUUUCCUAUACGAACCUGAUCUUGUGGCGAGCCUAGCCGACCUAAUACAUCCCGAACGACAUGUACCCUUGGAAAUUCAAACCGUGGCCUUAUACGCUCUGGAAGGAAUCAGUCGCUAUCGUCCUAGACUGGGUGAAGUUCUAUCUGCAAUCAAUGCACAAGUUAAUCACGGCAUUCUACUGUAUGUCCUUCGCAGAGUGAUUGCGGACUUGGAAAAUGAGCAUUCAACUUACUCGCAAGAGUACUUGGAUGCACUAUUCGCCUUGAUAUCGCACAUUAUUUCAACACAGACAGGAGGAACUAUGGUUAUAGCAGCUGGAAUUGUGCCAACGCUGUUACAAUUAUUGCUAAAUAAGAAUCCUUCUCAGACAAAAAACGUCACCAAGGCUGUUAUUCUGCUGGAUAGCCUAGUCUAUGGCUUUAACCCAUCAUUCACCAAUUUUUGCAAUGCCAGCGGAGUAAACAUACUUGUAAACAGAAUCAAGGAUGAAACCAAUAAUAGUUUAAGUUUAGCACGAGUCGCUCAUGGCGACCAAAUGGAAGAUGUCAAGAUAUCAAAUGUUUCCUCGUCGACAUCCAUUUCUGCAAAAGACGAAGACUUUGUGCUGCCCUAUGACUUAUCAUCAUUGCUUAAAUCAAUGCUCAAAUUUGUAUUGCAUAUGAUGCAGACAUCAGGCACUGCUGACGGCUUGCGCAAUCUUAUUGAAACAUCUCUGCCAGAAUCGAUCAACGGCAUACUUGGUCAGCCGAAUGUGUUUGGUAGUAGUAUUUAUGCUCUAGCUAUUCAACUUAUGGCAACCUUCAUACACAAUGAACCGACAUCAUUGCCGAUAAUACAAGAAGCCAAAUUACCACAAACGUUUUUAAAGUCAAUAUGUAAUGAUAUACCCGUGUCUGUCGAUGUUAUCCAACACAUCCCAAAUGCGUUUGGAGCCAUUUGUCUCAACAAUCAAGGGCUCGAAAUCUUCAAAGAAGCCAAUCCAAUCGACAAGUUUUUCUCAAUUUUCACAUCAACUGAACAUCUGCGUGCUCUGCAAGAUAAUGACCUUGCAAGCGUCCUAGGACCGUCAAUUGACGAAUUAAUGCGACAUCACCCGAGUCUAAAACCCUCAAUCAUGAAUUCCAUACAAACAAUGCUACAUCGAAUACUUGAACUUGGUCAAGCUGAUCCCUCGACUAUCAAUGAUGACACUAAUAGGCUUCACGUAGGGACCGAAGAUGAAAAACACGAUUAUGAAGUUCAGAUGGCUACUGAAUCUAUGGAUGUUGCUAUGACUGAAGCAGAUCCACCGAAAGUCGAGGAUAAACGGGAAAAUACUAUUGUAUCGUUUAUCGAAGUUGCAGCUAAGUUUUUGGAAGGAUUGUUCCAAAAUUCGUCCCAUUCCAAAGAAUUCAUCGAUCAGGAUGGCCUUGGUAUUAUCUUGAACUUUUACUCGCUGCCUACUCUCCCUUAUAAUUUUUCUAUGAGCGCCCCCAGCGAUUCACCAGUUGGUCAGGCAUCAGAAUCACUUAAACAAUUAAUGCGUACGAUCGCUGAAAAUGAACCAAAGCGAGUCAUAAGGAAUAUAUUGACUGCUCUCAAUUCAGCCCUUACGAAAGCAAAAGAAUUCAUGGAUUAUACAGGCAAAGGGGGCAGACUUAUUGAAUAUAUUGACUUAGUUGGAGAGGAUACACUUAAAUUGUCUGAAGCAAAUAUGACGUUUAGAUCGUUGAUUACACUUAAUGGUCUUGUUGGGCUUAUUUCCGACCUUUAUUAUCUAUCAAUGUCUUCGCAUUUGAAGAGCACUGCAUCAAUCGUGGAAAUCUUCACUGCAGAUAACGAAGCACUGUCUGCACUUGGAAAAUUGCAUCGUACUUGUGUUUGGGAAGGCGUAAUUUUAAAGACAUCUCUGCCGAAAUCAUGGGACAUCAGCUCGACCAAACCAAAGAAACUUGCCGGUAUCGAACCUGCACAGGGCACUACAUCUAAUAACACUACCGCCGACACAAGCAAAGAUGUUAUGGAGACAAUAGGACCUUUAAUUGAUCCUAAUGAUCGUAGGGUAAAAAAUGCCAAGUAUUUCAAAUAUUUGGUUACAGAAAUACCAGGAUGCAUUUCACGACUACUUCAAGGCUUGUCAAGGAUGCUUUAUGCUCGCAAGACACACGAUGUCAACAUGAGGAAACAGGCUUUCAAAGUAUCUGAUACUGUGGCAGAAAUUCUUCGUGAUCAUUUGGCGUGGCCUCGUUAUGCUUUGGCAGGCGGAUCUGACCCCAAUGCCGAUGCUUUGAACAAAUACAAUUAUCUUACAGUGAUGUUGGGACUAUUAUCAUUGGUUUACUUGGAUGAGCGGAGACAAAUAAACUUACAAACAAUGCUAGCAGUAUCUUUCGAUCGUAUUGGAGGACUUGAAUGUGUGUUGGGCUUGCUCCGUCAGUUCUGGGAUGAAUCUCAAGCCAUCGAAGAAUACUCAAACGUAGAUGAUGAUGAAAAUGCCAAGGAGAGAGAAACAAAGCUUCAAAAAUGCUUGCAAAUGGCACUCAGUUUUCUCCAAUUUCUAUCGUUAUCAAAAGUACUACAUGAAUCACAGUACACGACUUCAAUAACUUCUAAAGAGCGCGACCGGGGCAGUUCCGAAUUCUUUGACCCUCACGAGUUUCUGGUUAAUAUCCGCGCUAAAAUAUUGCCAAUAAUCAAAGAUUUUUGGUUGAGUCCUUAUUUAGAGAAGGCAGCAGUAAGUGUGAUUCGGACGAUCAUUCAGAUUCUUGUUCAAAUCCUGAAAGCCGAAGGUGAAGUUAAUCAGCGACCCGAAGGACCAAGUAGUUUUGAUUCUUCUUUCCUGUUUGGUACGCUUGUCCCUAAUGAAGAAAAAGUACAGCAGCUAAUUGAAAUGGGAUUCCCCAGAGGAGCAGCAGAAACUGCUCUGAUCAGAUGCGACAAUCAGGUAGAAGCCGCAACAGAGUAUUUACUGACACAUCCUGAAGCAACGGCAGAAGCAAUCCAAGCAGCAGAGGCUGCUCAAGCAGCGACAGAAAGUAGAGACACGACGACAGAUAUUUCAGCCGACGGUACUAAUCAAGGAACAGAAGCAAAUGCAGAUACAAACGUUAAUCAGUCUAUCGAUGCUGCUGAUGGACAUCAAGAUAUGGUUACGGAUACAACCAUUGAAUCUACCAACAUAUUUAGCGGGUUACAAGACCCUAACGCAGUUAAUCUCAACAUUGGUGUUAAUUUGGGUGAUAUAUUGUCUCCUGAUGAAGGAAGUUCUGACGCUGUUGUUCCGAUGGAUAUGGACACAAAUGCCAAGAAAACAGAAAAGGGCAAAGAAAGAGAGGUGGCCCCGGUUGAGUUAUAUAAGGACAUUCGAACAGAACUUAAAAAUACAUGCGCUGCUACAGCUCUCGCACUUCUUGAUAAUGUUGAAGAUGUAACAUUCGACGUGAAGGACUUGUUCGUGCUGCUUAGCAAGAACGAGUUUGAGAAGACCUUUGAAUUUAUCAAAGUCAUUGAUCUUAUUCUAUCCAAAGAAUCCAUCACUGGAGAGCAGCGCCAGAAAGCGUUGAGUUCACGCUUGCGUUUGGUGGCUUUAUUAGUUAACGAUUCAAGUAUUCAAAGCAAAGUGCCUUCGUUAUCGAUGCCCUUAUUCAAGAACGUCUUACAGUUGAUUCUUAACCAAGCUUCACUACCUGACAAAGACUUAUUGGCCCCUUGGCUUGCAUCGGCUCUCUUGAUUGUAGAAGCAUUUAUAUCGCUAGCUGAUGAACCUCCUUAUGUCGCACUUGAGACUACGUUGGAUGAAUCAAAGGAACACGACGAUUUGGCCAUUAGCAAUAUUCCCAUUAGUGAUGAUGAUCGCUCUGCUUUACUGGACUUUUCUUUGAACAUUCUCGAGAGAGAUCCUUCGAAUAAAGAUGUCACUGUGGCGUUGUUCAGAAUUCUCGUGCGAUUGACACGCUUUCACAAAUACGCUGUCGAAUUUGUGCAGAAGAAUGGAUUAUUAACACUACUUAACGUCUUCAAAACUCGUGCCCACGAGUUUCAUCGCCAUCAUGUUUAUUCUAUAAUGAUUGUGCGACAUAUCAUUGAGGAUAGUAAAGUCAUUUCGGAAAUCAUGGAGCGAGAAAUUAAGAAUUGGUUUUCACAUCCAAGAUCAAGAGUGUUCGACAUCAACAACUACUUGUGUAGUAACAGCCAAUUGGCUCUGCGAGAUCCUGAUUUAUUCAUACAAUCUACAACAAAACUUUGCAAAUUAACGAGGUAUGAGACUACUGGGCGGAAUAUGCAAAUAUCCUUGGUGAAAACAGAAAAUUCGGCAGAUCCUUCAGAAAUUGAUCGCAGAGACUUAACUAUUCAUGAAGAGGAGAUGAUGGAUGUAACAGCUUCUACGUCUGCUCCCACCUCGGAAUCACCAAAAAAACUACUCCAUAGCUCGGAAAUGUCUGAAAAUCUUGUUGCAUUCAUCGCCGGUGAAUUAAUGGGCAUUCGUGACCAUCAGACUGUUGCAACAGAAAUUAAACCAUCUGAAUCAUCCAAGCAAGAGGAUGACAUCGGGAACCCGACUAUCAUUAUAAACGGUCAAUCUGUUCAGCCGGAAGUCAAGCCAUUAUUUAAACCAGAGGAACAUCUCGAUUACUUAUGUCGAUGUUUCUUGUUGCAGUGUCUUACUGAAUUGGUGUCAUCGUAUCCAUCCUGUAAGAUGGAUGUGGUUAAUCUUUCUCGGCGCCGUAAUAGUACAGGAGUCCAUGCUUCAAUGAGACGAACUUCGCUUAUCACUCAUCUAUUGAACGAUCUACUUCCCUACGGUUGUAUUGCUCAAACUAAUGAUAUCGAAAUGCGUAAGAAAUUAGGACAAUCUAAAAUGGCAACGUCUGUGUUGGUUGCAUUAUGCUCUAAUAAUGCAGAGAAAGACCACAAGAAAUUACACCCUGAAACAGCGCACGCCAGGAAGUUUGUAAUCGAUAACAUUAUCAAAUCAUUCACCAAUGCCAUUUCAUCUAAUGAUCCUAUUGAAGCCAAGUACGGUAGGCUUCUCGCCCUUGCAGAGCUUUGCUAUGCUAUCUUGACUUCACGUUCGACACCAUCUUCCACUUCCACAAGACCAAUUGAAGAAGGUCCUACCAGCAUUGCAAAAAUUAUGCUCGAUAAAAAUCUAGUGAAUACACUGACCGUCGCACUUGCCGAAGUCGAUCUCAAUUACCCAUCGUCUAGGAUACUAAUCAACGCUUUAUUGCGACCUUUCGAGUACCUCACGAAAAUAGCGAUAAGAAUGACUCGUGCGCCCGAAACAGAAACCAAAGAUGGUGAUGAUCAACCGCGCCGUGACAGCAUUUCAUCUAUCACUGAAUCAAGUUCUGAAGAACUAUCACAUGAAGCCGAGGAUGCUCCUGACUUGUAUGCCCAUUCUGCUUUAGGUGUAAUUGAAGGUAGAGUGGAAAGCGAAGAAGAUACAGAAAGCAUUAUGGGCACUUCGGCAACAGAAGAAGCUUUCGACGACGAAGACUACGAAGAAGAGAGUGAUAGUGACCUUAGUGAUGAUGACCUAGAAGAAGAUGAGGACAGAGGUGACGAUAUGGAUAUUGAAGGCGCUCUUCAUAAUUCUUUAGAAGGUGAUAGUGACGAAUCCGACGACAACCAUGAAACCGACGAAGAUUAUGAGGAAGAUGAUUUAGAUGAUCAUAAUGAUGAUUCUGAUGACGAUGAGGAUCAUGAUGAUAAUGAAGAAGAUGAUACUGAGGACCAUGAAAUGGCUUGGGAAGAACCAGUUAUGAUUACCCGCGAAGCUAUCAUUGACAACGACGAUGAUGAGCAUCCUCGACAUGUUCGACAUGACAGAUUUGGUGCAGAUGAAGACGAUGUCACAGAUGAUGGAAUUGAGGAUCGUCAUUUGUUUAAUUGGGGAUGGAACAGUCACAAUCCUUUGUUCAUGGCUGAUGAUGAUCUCGGAGUUCCUGUGCGUACAAGCCGCACACUGUUUAGUUUUGGCAGAAGGGGGCGCUUAGGUACUGGGCGUCGAGCUAUCCUGGAAGUUCCGCCGGAUAAUUUCGAUAUAAUCUGGGGUGAUAGCGGUGAUCAAGGCCGAUUUGAUUAUAUUGGAACAGAUGAUCUCCCUGGGCUUGGCCGAAGUCGACCAAUAAUAAAUACAGGAGCUGACGAUAUUGCAAAUCAUCCACUACUAGUUAAUCGUAAUCCUAAUACUUCAAUGCCUACUACUGAUGGCGUGCGUGGAAGAAGCUCUCGGAGCGGACAUCUCAGUGACUUAGCUCAACCAAUCGAGGAAAUAAUUAGCGGCGGAGCUGUUCAUAUAUUGCAGCAACUUUUUAAUCGUCGUCACGGUCUUGUACCCCCAACUUACAGAAUCGAAUUAAGCUCUGGGUCCGGUGGUCUGAUUAGUGGCAUUGAAGUCGAUCGCGUUAUCAACCAUCCAAGCUCACCUCAAGAUGCAACUACUUCCACAAGUUUCAGCGAUCCCGUAAAAGCAAUACAAGAGCUUACCCUUUUAUCAACAAGCCGAAGAUGGUUCGAAGAAGCACGAAUGAUGUAUGGAAACGCUGUAAAGGACAAAGCAGAAGCAAGACUUCGAGCUGAGGAAGAGCGAGCACAAGAUACUGUUAUGCAACAAGAGGGGAAUGAACCUGCAGCGCAAGUUCUUACAGAACAUGUUUCCGGUGAAGUAACGGGUGAUGCGAUGAUAGAAGAUUUAUUAGCCAGAGAAUUUUCUGUCGAUACUACCGAAGCCAUGGAAGCAGAACUAACAACAGCAACAGAAACCGUUGCCACUGAUGAAUCUGUCAGCGCUCAAUCGGCAACCGCUGAUUCUGGCGAACCCUCUGCUGAACUCCAACAACAACGUACUACUGUAAUGGUUAAUGGACAUCCUGUAGACAUCACUGAUACCGAUAUUGAUCCAGCGUUUCUUGAAGCCUUGCCCGACGAGCUCCGGCAAGAAGUCCUUAGUCAACACUUACCACGAGUUCAUGCUCGUCCCACAGCAACAGAAGGCAGCCAAGCAAUAGAUCCACAAUUUCUACAGGCACUCCCUGAUGAUGUUCGUGAAGAUGUGCUUCGAGAGCAGGAAGAAGCUGAACGUGAAAGGAGAGAACGUGAAAGACCUAGUGGAGGAGCUACAGCUGCAGAUAUGGAUCCUGCGACUUUCCUUGCUACUUUAGAACCUACAUUGAGACAGACGGUGCUUAUGGAGCAGGAUGAUAUGGUUUUGGCUUCAUUACCUCCGGCCAUUAUUGCAGAGGCGAACGCGCUUAGGGCUAACAGACGGUAUAACAAUGUCUUUCGUACGAGAACAACUCUGCCAGGUAUUAGUCCCAUCACAAGCUCAACUAGAAAACCUACUGUACAUCGUGAUGCUAUGAAACUAGUGGACAAUAGCGGUUUGUCUACAUUGGUUAGACUUUUAUUCUUACCACAACCGCUCGGCAAGAACUUGCUACACAAAUUACUCGCAAACUUGUGUGAAAACAGUAAAACUCGUGGUGAAUUAAUUUCAAUGUUACUGCAGAAACUUCAAGAAGGAAGUGGUGAUGUCGCGGCCGUAGAUAAGAGCUUUGCGCAGAUGUCUUUGAAGAACAAAGGAAUUCAAAAAAGUACGCCGAAGAAAGCAAGCGCAGGAAGCACUCCAUCUGCUCCACUUACUGUUUGUACAGCUGGCGAGAAUGUUCCGAAUCUUGUAGCCCAGAGAUGUUUGGAAUCACUUACAUAUAUUGUCAAUAAUAAUGAUGCGGCCGUAAACUAUUUCUUAGCUGAACACGAGACUAUUAUUGGUCUUAAGCGCUCUAACAGCAGGAAGGGUAAGGAGAAACAAAGCAAAACAGUCACCAGCAAGUAUCCCGUAGUUGCCUUGCUCAGUUUACUUGAUAAGCAAGUAUUUAUUAAGAACACACCCUUAAUGGAUUCACUAAUGCAGUUAUUAUCCUACGUAUUACGUCCAUUAUCUACAUUAGCCAAGUCAGAAAGUUCUAAUGCUGAAAAAGUUAGCAGUAAUAUUAAUAGUAAUGAAUCAAACUUGCAGUCUAGUAAUUCUGGUGCCGAAACGUCAAUUGAUUCGUCGGAUAACGUCGCAACGACCGUGAUGGAGGGAAGCAACGUCGCUCAACCACAGCAGCCUCAAACUACCAGCAACGAUCCUGUUCAAGCAAGUGACUCUACCAAUCAGCCACCUGUUUCCGCUGACAAUAAUACUACUUCUACUGAAGCCGUUGCAACAUCGGCAUCCCCAUCGAAACAGAGCGAGCAGAGCCAGCAGCCGACCCUAAAACCACCCGUCAUACCAGACUACUGUCUCCGUCUGGUUGUGAAUGUUCUAACGGCGGGUGAAUGCACGAGCAACACAUUCAAGUAUACGCAAGCUGUCAUUCAACACCUCUCUACCCUACAGGGUGCACGUGAUGUUAUUACUUCCGAACUUGUUAUUAGAGCUCAAGCUCUCGGAAACGAAAUUCUUGACGACUUGGAUGAAUUAGGAGAGGUUCUCGAACAAGCGAAAUCGGGCGUUGACGUUCAGGGAGUUACAUUAUCCAAGUUUUCACCAUCAUCUUCUAAACAAGCCAAACUUCUCCGUGUACUCAAGACAGUCGAUUAUAUGUAUUCGCGUAAACAACAACAAUCAGCUACUCAACAAGUAGAAAUAUCUCUUGCACCAACAGUCGAUCCCGAACGCCCAGAUACACAAGUCGAGCAAACUAGUACAAAUGGUGCGGGAACAACCAAGUUGACUGAGGAUGAAGAGAAGGUCAUGAAUAUAUACGAGAGUCUUGCAUUUACUUCCCUAUGGAAGAAACUUGGGCGAUGUCUGAGCAUUAUACAUGAGAAGUCAGAUAUGAUUCAUGUAGCCACUGUUCUGUUACCGCUUAUAGAAUCGUUGAUGGUCGUCUGUAAAUACGUUGGUACACCUGCUGCAGCUCAUCGUACUUUACCUACAGGUUCACAACCAGCAACAGAGAGCAUGGAGGAGUUAUUCUUUAGCUUUACAGAGAACCAUCGAAAGAUACUUAACACUAUGGUUAGAAAUAACCCUUCGUUGAUGAGUGGAUCAUUUUCAUUGCUUGUACAUAACCCGAAGAUACUUGAGUUCGAUAAUAAGAGGAACUAUUUCAACCAGCAGCUACAUAAAAGAAAUGGCACUCGAGAUCAUUAUGGUACAUUACAGCUCAAUGUCCGUCGUCAAUACGUAUUCGACGACUCUUUCCAAUUUCUACAAAGAAGAACAGGAGAUGAAAUCAAGUAUAAUAAACUUAGCGUUAGAUUCUAUGACGAAGAGGGUGUUGAUGCCGGUGGCGUGACUCGAGAAUGGUUCCAGGUGCUGGCUCGACAAAUGUUUAACGAGGAUUACGCUUUAUUCAAGACUUCAGCUGCGGACAGACUAACUUAUCAGCCAAAUAGAUUGUCGGGGGCUAAUCCAGAACACUUGCUUUUCUUCAAAUUUGUUGGUCGUGUUAUUGGAAAGGCUAUAUAUGACGGGAGACUAUUGGAUGCCUAUUUCACUCGUUCGUUCUACAAGCACAUGCUUGGGAAGGCUGUUGACUACAGAGACGUUGAGGCUAUUGAUUUAGAAUAUUAUAACAGUCUGGUGUGGAUGUUAAAUAAUGAUAUUACCGGUGUUGUUGAUCUAACAUUCAGUGUGGAGAUAGACGAUUUCGGACAGAAAAAAGUAAUUGACUUGAUAGCAAAUGGCCGAAAUAUUCCUGUAACUGAACAGAACAAGCGAGAAUAUGUCAUGUUAGUUACGGAGCAGAAACUCACAAAAGCUAUUAAGGAUCAAAUCGAAGCGUUCCUUGCAGGAUUCCACGAGAUUAUUCCCCCCCAUCUAAUUAGAAUUUUUAAUGAACAAGAAUUGGAGUUGCUUAUAUCUGGUAUGCCCGAUAUAGACAUUGACGACUGGAAGAAUAAUACAGAAUACCAAAAUUAUACGCCAUCAUCACCACAGAUUCAAUGGUUCUGGCGAGCAGUACGUAGUUUUGAUCAAGAAGAACGAGCCAAGCUGUUGCAGUUUGUCACUGGAACAUCAAAAGUUCCACUCGGUGGAUUUUCAGUGCUUCAAGGAGUUCAUGGCGUGCAGAAGUUCCAGAUUCAUAAAGAUUUCGCCAGCGCAGAUAGACUGCCUUCGGCUCACACUUGCUUCAAUCAAUUGGAUAUUCCUGAAUACGAGAGUUAUGAACAGUUGAGAUCACAGUUGUUGUUUGCAAUCUCGGAGGGAACGACCGGAUUCGGCUUCCAAUAA